Molecule: messenger RNA, 2856 nt
Organism: Microsporum canis CBS 113480
Lineage: Eukaryota; Fungi; Ascomycota; Eurotiomycetes; Onygenales; Arthrodermataceae
Product: epstein-Barr nuclear antigen 2
Exons: 3
Coding region: 1-2856 (951 amino acids)
Source: RefSeq, a predicted model, not a curated record
AUGGAUGGGAAUCACGAACUUCCACCACCACCCACCCGCGAAGGUAGGGUAGCCACGCAGAAGACAAUGUUGUCCAGAGCACUGCAGAAGGCGAAUACCGCAGUCCUGCUCGACAAUGCCACCAACUACGAGGGCGCCAUCGAUGCAUACACCGACGCCUGCGGUCUCCUGGCGCAGGUCAUGCAGCGUGCUGGUGCUGACGAGGAGAAGCACAAGCUGGACGAUAUCAGGAAUACGUAUACUACACGAAUAAACGAACUCCGGCGUCUGGGACUUGCGCUGCAGGCAGGUGGAAAGGCCCUGCCAGAGAGACCGCCGAGCGGUGAAUCGCUAACUCAGAGCCUCCUCUCAACCCACAUAACCGAUGGCGAUGCAGACGAUCAGGAUAUAUAUGUCAUCGGUACCGCCACCGCAAGCCGAAGACUCAUCAAAAGCCCCGCCACGGACCCGGCGGACGAACGGUUCAUCCCUCCACGGCAGCAGUCUCUACAUCCCUCCAGUGAAGACAGCGGCAUGGUGCAUGGGUCCGCUAGCUUCGACAGAAACGAUAGCUUGUCGGCGAACGUUGCCAAUGGCGAUCUGCGGACCCUCCAGGAGAAGGGGACAGAGUCCACCUCCUGGCUAGAUACCAUUGAUGAAUCCGGUGCCUCGUCAAACUCCUCCAUACGCUCGACAAACUCGUCUCUCUAUCUACGCCGAAAGCAGGAUGCUCACUACAGCAGGGAUACGGAAGCUGAGUUCGAUGCUGCUCUCGAUGAAGCCGUCGAGGCGGCCUACGAUGACGGGCUGGAGAUCAUCCCUCAAGACAAUCAACCGGAGCACGAUAUCAUGUCCCAUGUUCGCAGGAAUAUCGAACUGGCCAAACAGAAAGUGCGAGAAGCCGAGCUGGAGGCCGAGGCCGUCUCUGCCAGAGAACGGGAGCGAAGGAGGCCUGACACUGGGCAUGACGACGAGAUGGGUGACCUGGAUCACGAUGAGUACGAAGAUCAUGAAGCUGAGGAAGAAGAGCGCAUUCUGGAAGAGUUGAUGGAUGAUUUCGAGUUCGAUCUCUCCUCCAAAUCGGCCCUUCCACGGCAGUCGGGAUCGAGUGGCUACUCGGGCAGAACCUGGGGUAGCUCCGUGGCAUCAAGCCGAACAAACACGGGCACUCUACUCUCGACCCUCACCGAGGAAGACGACUUCUCAAUUCCUCCCGGAGUUGUAUCCAAUAACGUUCUUUCAUAUUCCCAGCCGUUUCAGAAGCUCCCUCCGCCCGUUGGUGCGCCUCCACCACCUCCACCUCCACCUCCGCCGCCUCCUCCUCCUCCUCCUCCUCCUCCAAUACAGCAGCAGGAGUUACCACCAGCGCCCACGCAAGCUUCGCCCCCUUCGCCGCCGCCACAAGUAGUCACAAACCCUCCAGAUACUGCAGAUAGCAACAUGUCGGCAACCACGGUUCGAUCACGGAGACUCUCCGGGCGUCUGAAAGAGCUUGUGAUAGAGACUGGUCACCCAUCCUCUGGAAUAGAGGGACCACGCCAAGUACCACCAUCAAUGCUUCUAGCACAUCCCAUAACCCCCUUACCAUCAAAAACAAGUCAUGCAAAACUAUCAAACGAUUUUAAUCUUGAAGCGUUACAGCCACGUCCUCAUACCGCAAUCGGUUCUCCAGAAUCGCCCGCCCCUGACUCCCCUGCGAUUUCUGCAUUCCCUACCCUUCAACCUCACGAGUCUGUCGACUUUGAUACAUUAUUGACCUCUCCUCCCUCUACAUUGAAUAGGUUACAUUCUGCACCCGGUAGCUCGCACCGAGAACCUACAUAUUUGGCCGCAGCUUUGGGGAAGCCCGCGAUUGGCCCCAAUAGCCCAUACGCCUCUGCAUUUAUCCCUGAACUCAGCAAGACCUUUUCUUUGCCUUCUGUACCAUCUCUCAGUGCAUCCGGACCUUCCAAACAUCUGUUUGACAACAACAUACAUUCCCCUCUCACCCCAGGGUCACCUAAUCCAAAUGCCCCCGAUGCUCCUAUACCCCUUGAGCCCUGUCCUCAGUCAUUCCUUCUUCGCCCAUUCUGGUUAAUGAGAUGUCUCUACGAAACAAUAACCCAUCCUCGGGGCGGGUAUCUAACCAACAAGCUCUUCAUACCAAGAGAGAUAUGGAAAGUGAAAAAUGUGCGAAUCAAGGGUCUAGAGGAAAAGAUCUCCAACUGCGAUCUGCUUACGGCGGCAUUGCUGAAACUAGCAACAGUGGACACCAACGACGCUGAUGCGGUACUAGAGGAAAUGCAGGCAUUUGAAAGCAUCCUGGAUCAGGUGCAAGCUGUAUGGUCAAGGAAACUAGGCAAUGAAGUUGGCGUACAGGGUGCCAUGGCACUUUUCAAAUUAUCGUCAGACGAUACCUCUCCGGCAGUCGGUUCUUCGGGGCUGUCUAGCGGAGGAAGCAAAUCAUACCUUUCUUCAUGGCGAAAACUCCGGUCGAAAAGCUCUGGUGUAUCCAACACAACCCCAAGUGGCAUUGGCAUAUCAAGAGAUAAUGGCAAGGAAAACAUGACCAUGAACUCGCUGCCUAUGGCCGACACCGCAAAUUCCGCUGUUUCUCCACGGCGAGACGUCAUUGAACUCAACUGUACCGGGCCAAAUGCAAACUACAUGAGCGCUCUAGCCAGGCUGUUUGACGCUGCGCAAGUUAUAGACCAGAUCGCCCGCCAAGUUGAGGACCCAGGCCUAAGGCAUUCCUCCCAGACUCUUGUUGGCCUUGAACUCAGCACCCGCCAUGCCUCGGAAUUCUUUGGAUUCUACGCUUGCCGGUUCGCGCUCAAUGACAUCGGCCUGAUGAUUGACAAGUUCAUUAAACGAGGUAGUGAAUACGUUCUAGCUUGA